Perkinsus marinus ATCC 50983 is the source of this 553-nucleotide messenger RNA. RefSeq lists its product as hypothetical. The transcript is spliced from 3 exons. Lineage: Eukaryota; Perkinsozoa; Perkinsida; Perkinsidae. The coding region runs from base 95 to 445 and encodes 116 amino acids. The record is from RefSeq and is a predicted model, not a curated record.
GUCAUCUCCUCCGCCCAGAAGAGGGGUGCCUACUGAACGAUUCUAUCAAGAGGAGAACAGCUAUUACUAUCGUCCCCAGACUGGUGCGAACUCAAUGCCUGUGGAGAAAGCUUAUUAUCAACGACCUGAGUCAUCGCCCAAGAGGAGGCGAGUGGAGGCUCCAGCGCAGUCUACAUGGGAGGCCCGAGGAGGCUACAGCGAUCCAGCUCCUCCUCCAUGGCAGAGAUCCUAUCAGGAUAACCCGUCUACUAAUAGAGGCAGUGGCGGGUCUGGACCUGGACAGAGCUACGGGCAGAGACGUUCGGGUGGUGCAGUACUCUCACAAGCUCCAUCGGCGACAAGUUCCUCUGCUGCUCCUGCUGGUGGUGGCAGUAGAGGUCGAUACCUCAUGAAGGACGUGAAAGGAGGUGGAUCUCGGGAGUAUCCUAGCCUGGACCGCCGAUGAUCAUGAUGAUAUCUCCCUCAUGGUUUACAUCCAGUCGCGAUGGCUCAUCUCAGAAUCGGUCGUAUUUGUACCAUAUUUUUUGUUCAUUACAUUCUCCAGCCUUUGCUC